AGAGGAUCAAAGUUGAAAAAAAGUAAAUUAGGGUUUGAUUGUGCAGAGGCAGCGCAGGGAUGGCGAAGUUUAAUGUGGUUCAGAAAAGAAGAAGAGCUCUCGUUGCUGAGAAGAAGAGACAGAUUCACGGUGACCCUACCACCGGCAGGCUUAAGAUCAGGCAGCAACCCGUGUCUAUAUCCGGAAAGCGCAAGCGCAAGCUUUUCAAAAAAUGGCGUCGAGAACAAAAGGACGCAUUACAGAAUGGUCUCGUGAGCAUGGAAGAUGUGCAAAUGGCUGUUGCAGAAGGGGAAAUCAAAGAUAGCAGUCGCACUACAUCUUCAACAAAAAUUCACUUGAAAAAGGGCUUGAAACUUAAACAGCUCAAGCGUAAAGGGAAGAAUAAAAGAAUAUCUGAUGCACCUGCUGCUGAAAUUUCGGCUGAUGCAAUGGUAGAAUAGUAUUCUUCACCUUCUCCUUGGUAGGUAGGAGGGUAGAAGAGGCAAAUAUGAGAUGAGAUAAUGUUGUAACCUUGAAUUGAGUGAUUGGUAGGCUGUCUAGUUAUUUUAAUUGUAACUUUUUUUUUGGUAAAAGAAUGGAAACUUUGGUUUAACAGUUUGAGUUGUUGUCAAGUUUUUAGAAGGAAGGUAAUGGAUACGAGCAAUUAACCUCUUGCAAAUGUAAGAUGGAGUGAUAUAUGAUGGAUCCAAACCUUUCUGUGGGAGUUUUAUAGCAUCAGCUUAUAUUUGUCCUUUAAUUUAUAGCACCAGUUAUGAAUUCUGAUUACAUAAAAUAAAAUUUCUGGAUAGAUAUGUGAUA
Messenger RNA from Cicer arietinum (chickpea), 798 nucleotides. RefSeq lists its product as uncharacterized. The record is from RefSeq and is a predicted model, not a curated record. Lineage: Eukaryota; Viridiplantae; Streptophyta; Magnoliopsida; Fabales; Fabaceae.